Messenger RNA from Clarias gariepinus (North African catfish), 675 nucleotides. Its product is annotated as fucolectin-like. Lineage: Eukaryota; Metazoa; Chordata; Actinopteri; Siluriformes; Clariidae. The coding region runs from base 1 to 675 and encodes 224 amino acids. The transcript has 6 exons. The record is from RefSeq and is a predicted model, not a curated record.
AUGGAGAAUUCACAGAGGUCUGUGCGUAAUUUUUUAGGGAUAUGUAUUUUCUCAUUGCAAUGGAUGCUGACCCAACAGGCAGUUGAUGUGGCCUUAGGAGGAAUAGCAACACAAUCUUCUACAUUCUCUGGCACUUUUUAUGCUAGCAUGGCUAUUGAUGGCAACACAGCAUCAAACUUUUAUGCCUACUCAUGUUCUAGUACAAAUGUUCAAUAUAACCCAUGGUGGAGAGUAAAUUUGUUGGCAGUGUAUGAUAUUAGCAAUGUAAUCAUCACUAACAGAGGUGAUUGCUGUCCAGAACGGAUGAAUGGUGCUGAGAUUCGCAUUGGCAACUCCUUAGUCAACAAUGGCAACAGUAACCCCAGGUGUGUUGUUAUUUCUAGCAUUCCUGCUGGUGGCACUGUUAACUACACUUGCAAAAUGAGGGGCCGUUAUGUAAACAUUGUCCUUCCCAAUAUGAACCAGUAUCUUACGAUUUGUGAAGUGCAAGUCUAUGGUGUUCGAGUUCCAGUUACUAAGAGGGCAUUUUUGCGAUUAAAGUUUAAAACAAGUGAGGAUCUCAUCAACCCUAUCAUUAUGGACAAAGUUCUUCAAAAGAUAAAAUCUGCCAAUGUUCAGUCAUCAAUAUAUCAGAUCAAUUGGACAAAGGAAACAGAAUUGGAAACUGAAUCUUGA